This is a messenger RNA of Conger conger (European conger), 2300 nucleotides long. Its product is annotated as E3 ubiquitin-protein ligase TRIM39. Gene Ontology annotation, molecular function: protein binding. The record is from RefSeq and is a predicted model, not a curated record. NCBI's taxonomy places the organism in Eukaryota, Metazoa, Chordata, Actinopteri, Anguilliformes, Congridae. The transcript has 11 exons. Bases 77 to 1345 code for a protein of 422 amino acids.
GUCAAAGAGGUCUGUCUUCUCAGCCUACAUUUGUGACCUUUCAUGAAAGACAUUGAGGACCAACUACACAUUUGCAAUGAAGAGUAUUCUGAAGGAAAAGGAUGGCAAGCACCCCCGCCUGCGGGUGAACAUUGAGACCGCUGGCCAAAGCCACUCCGCCGGGGCUGUGCGCUGGACGCAGCUGGAAGAUGACGUACAGGCCCACGGCAGCGCCCCCAGCACCAGCAGCGCCAGCAGCUCUGCCUCUAAAACUAAGGAUCUGAGAGAGCUACGCAAUCUGCAGGAGUGCGUCCAGUUCCUUCGUCAGUGGAAAAAGGAGGUGGACCAACUGUGUAAGCCUGGCAGUAAAAGAGAAGGGGGCGCUAAGAAGGCUGAGAAAACUGACCCUCGUACUGAGCGCAGCAAGGAAGAAUGCAGAAAACUUAUCCUGCAGUGGGCGGAGGAGCUCAAUAACGUGGACAUGCUGUUUCAGCAGAGGCCAUGGAGACAGGAGACAGCUGCAGUGGAGGGGCGGGAGAGCAGGGAGGAGGGCAUGGACCCCAAUGAGCUGGGGCAACAGAAGAUCAUGGAGUGGGCCAAAGAGUUACAGAGCCUAUCCAAGAUGAGCGGUGUGAAGCGGGAGGACCUGGCUCUGAUGCUGUAUCAGCUGGACGUGAGGAAGAGGACGCUGGCGGGCCUUCUUCCCUUCCUGGAGUUCGUCACCUGGUCCCUGCUGAAAGAAGACAAAGAGGAUGUUGUACCCCAGCUGUGGCUGUUAACGAAACAGCGCUCAUGGAAAUUGGGAAUGCAAAAAUACAUCCCAAAUUCAGUUUGGAGCUGGAUCCACAGUGCAGCAGCAAAUGUAACUCUCGACCCCAUGACCAGCCACCCUUGGCUGCUGCUCUCUGACGACUGUAAGAAGGUCCAGGAGGCCCUGGCGGAGACGGACGUCAGCUUCAGCAAGCAGCGUUUCGACAGCUGGCCAUGCGUGCUGGGCUGGGAGGGCUACUCCUGCGGCCGGCACUACUGGGAGGUAGACCUGGCCAACAAGGGCUACUGGAGGGUGGGUCUGACCACGGGGUCCUCCAAGAGGCAGGGGCGCUUUCCCAUGAACCCCAGCGAGGGCUACUGGACCCUGUGGAGAAGCACCCGUCAGUUCUAUGCCUGCACCAAGCCUGAGAUGCCACUGCCCCUGCACCUGGUCCCACGCAAGGUGGGCAUUUACCUGGACUACGAGGAGGGUCAGAUAUCGUUCUACAACAUGGAGGCCAAGUCACACAUCUUCACAUUCACUGAUACCUUCCACGAGAAGCUCUACCCACUCUUUGCCCCGCUGGAUGGGCGCACUCUCAUUACUAUCUCUUGACCCAAUUCUGAUCGCUCCCUCCCGUAGCCUGGUGAGUUCACGCCCAUGACCCCAUGACCUCUCAUGUUGAGUCAGAAUGGCAAUGCACCCCUCCCUCCGGUUCCAUGUAAAACAAAGAAAAGGGGCAGUCAUGACACUUUAAAAAUCAUAAUUUCAUAUGAGCAAAAAAAUAUAAUGCCAACGUUUCAUUCAACCGAUUUUCUUCGUUGGUGGUGCAAUACCUCCCUUGAAGAACCAGACAGUAGUGCAAAUGCGUGCAACUUUGAGGUUUUUGCUCUUUUUGUCCCGUGGUAGGAAGGUCCAAUUAUUACCCUGUAAGCAGUCAUACCAUGAGGGAAGCUAUAAUGAGGUGUUGACUCCAUGCAAAGAACAGAUGCAGGUGUAUUCUGAUGCAUAACCAUGUGGCCAUUUUCACUUUAUUUGUGAAGUGCAUGGGGUUUGGGUUUGGCCCUACAGCGUGAAUCAGGAUGGGUAAGGGUUGGGACUGUGGCUGCUCACUGCUCCUAAACAGUCAGGAUGGGUUAAAUGCAGAGAACAAAUGACCCAAUGGGGUUCAGUGAAGUAUAUAUUACCUUACUGCAAAACAGGUGACAGCAAACAACUCUUCCGCCAAUUAUACAUAAUCUAGCCUGAUUUGGAUUCUUUCCUCGAUCGUGGGGCUCAGGAUGCCUUAACUGGACAAGCCACCUGGCAGCACCUACGUUGUGUUCAUACAGGGUAAUUUUGUCUUCCUGAACACAAUGGUUGAAGCUGAAGUAAAACCAUUGGUUGCCAAGCAGGGGUACUCUGAAACCCAAAGUAAAACCAAUGGCCUGUGAUAGUACUGGGGGACAUGGCUUAUUUCUAGCGGGAGACCAAGGCCCUGCUUCACUGGGCAGUUUACUGAGGUAGAAAGGAUGUUUAUGUGCCCUGCUAAAAUUCCAAAUUCAUUUAUCUGGCUUCUGAGUUCUGACUA